CAAGAUUACGUUACGUCGACUCUCGCCACUGUCAGCAAGCAGAGGGUAAUCACUAAUCACGUAGCGUAGUACGCUGUACAGCACUACUCGCUGUACACUCCCAACGGGCUAAGGAUGCCAAUAGUUAGUUGCGCCGCACAUCACGACUGUUGCUCCGCGUUCUCUUGAUUAUUAUGGCACCGUGAUUAUAUAGGCAUCGCCGCCCACGCAAACGGUUUGUUGUGUACACCGUUAAACGUCAUCGUACGUGCGACCGCCGAAUCCGAUAAUUACUCGUUUUUGUUUUAAUUAUAAUUUUAAUACACCAAAGCAGAUCCUGUCGAGUCGACCUUAACUGUAGUUUUUGGUUUAGUUUUAAUAAAAUUUUCAAUUUCGUUUUUAUUGUGUUCACUGCGACAUGGUCAAUCCUUGAUCGUGAAAGAAAAAAUACAUUUCUUUAAAAUUAUUUCACUCUUUUGGAUAGUACCAGCAGACCACUUUAUGUCAUCGACAAACUGAUCGACGUAGUCGUUGACCAUGUUUCGUUGCAUACCAAUAUUCAAAGGCUGCAACAGGCAGGUCGAGUGUGUGGACAAGAGGCACAGCUCGUUGAGUUCAGUACCCGAAGAAAUCCUCAGAUAUGCCAGAAGUCUCGAGGAAUUGCUGCUCGAUGCCAAUCAUCUACGUGAACUGCCAAAGAACUUUUUUCGUCUUCAACGACUACGCAAGCUCGGCUUGAGCGACAACGAGAUACAUCGUCUGCCGCCCGAAAUUCAGUUCUUUGAAAACUUGGUCGAGUUAGACGUCUCCCGAAACGAUAUACCUGAUAUACCAGAUGAAAUCAGAAGUCUCAGGCUUUUGCAAGUCGCAGAUUUUAGUAGUAACCCAAUACCAAAAUUGCCAUCGGGAUUUUCACAAUUACAUAAUCUAACUACUUUAGGACUUAAUGAUAUGUCUCUAAGUAAUCUACCAGCAGAUUUUGGACUGUUGGUAAAUUUAAAAUCACUAGAAUUACGAGAAAACCUAUUGACUUCUCUACCUAUAUCUUUGUCACAAUUAACACGCUUAGAACGAUUAGAUUUAGGUGACAAUGAAAUAGAUCAUCUACCACAUCACAUUGGUAAUCUUCCAGUUCUUCAGGAACUAUGGUUGGAUCAUAAUCACUUACAACAUUUACCAGCGGAAAUUGGUAACCUAAAACAGUUGACAUGUUUAGAUGUCUCUGAAAAUCGAUUAGAAGACAUUCCAGAAGAAAUAGGAGGAUUGGAAUGUCUUACUGAUCUACAUUUAUCGCAAAAUGUGAUUGAAAUCCUUCCAAACGGUGUUGGUGAACUUACUCGUCUUAUGAUUCUCAAAGUAGAUCAAAACCGACUAACCAUGCUAAAUGACCGAAUUGGAUGUUGUAAAAAUCUUCAGGAGCUUAUACUGACAGAAAACUUUUUAGUUGAGUUACCAUCAUCCAUUGGCAAACUAGUUAAUUUAACAAAUCUUAAUGUCGACCGUAACAGUCUUCAUAGCUUGCCAUCUGAAAUUGGAAAUUUGAUCCAAUUAGGUAUUUUGUCAUUACGUGAUAAUAAAUUGCAAUAUCUGCCGAACGAAGUUGGAAACUGUUAUGAAUUACAUGUAUUAGAUGUUUCUGGGAACAAUUUACAAUAUUUACCAUUUUCUUUGGCCAGUUUGAAUUUAAAAGCAGUUUGGCUAUCCAAAAACCAAGCCCAACCAAUGCUCAAUUUUCAAACAGACGAAGAUGAGAAAACCGGAGAACAGGUUCUCACAUGUUUUUUGUUACCUCAACUUGAAAUCAGAGGCGAAACAAAUGGCUUGAUCACUGGUGACUAUGACCAAUCAUUGUGCUCGCCACCAGAUGAUGAGCCCCCCAGUGAAAACGAAGAAAAUGAGUGGGAAAAUAAAGCCAAUUCAAGAACUACGUCUGUUCAAUUCACUGGAGAUAUAAAGACUGAACCAAACACAAACACUUCCUUUGUGCGACAUAACACUCCACAUCCCAGAGAGCUGAAAGCCAAAGCCACUAAGCUAUUUGGCAAGACUAAAAGCAAUGAAAGCAGUUUAACAGAUAGCCAAAGAGGCGAUGAUUCAACUGAAAAAAGCAAUGGAAACGAAGUUGUGAAUGAUAAAUAUUCAGAAGAAAUUGAAUCAAUAGUGGAGACAAAUAGUGUUUUAGAAGAAGAAAAUAACUACGAGGAAAAAAGUGUAGUUUUCCAUCCAUCUUCAAAUUUUGAGGCAGAUAUUCAAAAUAGACCAAUGAAAUUGCACAGGAGAGAUACUCCACAUCAUCUAAAAAACAAAAGAAUUACAAUAGAUGCCAAUUUAAUUGAACAACAGGAAGCACAAUUAGUUAAUAACGAAAACACGUCAAAUUCCUUAUCUGAAGAUAAAAGUGCUGUGCUGUUUCCCACUCCACCAGAGUCUUUAACUGAUCAAGCUGUUCUUGAUGGUGAAAUGGUUGGCAAAGAAGAACUAAUGGAGGUUCAUAUUGAAAGGACAUCGGCUGGUUUAGGAUUAUCAAUAGCCGGUGGCAGAAAUUCUACGCCUUUUAAAGGAAAUGACGAAGGAAUAUUUGUAUCCAGACUCACUCCAGAUGGACCAGCCGAUUUAGCAGGACUACGAGUCGGAGAUAAAGUUCUUACAGCAAAUGGGCAUUCACUAAUCGAUGUUGACCAUUACACUGCAGUUGAAGUUUUAAGAUCUUGUGGGUCAGUUUUAGUUCUUCAAACACUCCGAGAAACUCAUCCACACCCAAGAGAAUGGGCCAUUCAUGUCCCUGGAGAAUCUACAUCAUCUAGCGUGAGCAAUAGUAGAGCUCCUAGUGUUAUUUCACAUCACAAUAAUUAUGAAAAUACAAAUGGUCACACGCUUGACAGAAAUCGUAAAACUCCCGAUCCAUUAAAAGAUCUGGACAUGACAAAAAAACAAUUGAUUUAUACGACUUUAAUUAGAGAUCAAAACGGCCUUGGGUUUAGCAUUGCUGGAGGUAAAGGAUGUACACCGUUCAAAGAUAAUUCCGAGGCAAUUUUCAUAUCGCGAAUCACAGAAGGCGGCGCUGCUGAAAGAGAUGGGAAACUACAAAUGGGAGAUCGUGUUAUUUCAAUUAAUGGUGUUGAUGUAGCUGGUGCCCGCCAUGAUCAAGCUGUAUCUAUGUUAACUGGGCUAGAACGCUUUGUUCGUCUUGUUUGCGAGCGUACAGUUGAUGCUCGAUGUUCGGAUUCAGAGUCUCAUACUUCAGUGUCUCCGAGUAGUGCUUCUACCAAAUCACGCUCAUACAUGUCUCCGAAAACCCCUCCACCAGCGCCACCUCAGACUCCACCCAAACCCGCGCCCAGAAAAUUAGCUUCACAGUCUUCUAUAGGUUCAGAUUCUGAAACCGUACAACCUAAGCCGUUAACCAAUGAAGAUUUUGAAGCAAUGAUUCCACAACGUUUUCUAAAGAUUAAUAGAAAACAGGUUGAUGUAGAGCAACCAGUUGCUGCCGUUGUUACUACAUUGACAAUAAAAAAGCCUUCCAAUUUGAAUGGAAUAGAGUUCAAGGAAAGUCCUACUACUUUGGGCCGUGUCACUGAAACUAUAACCAAAAGUACAUUUACUGAAACUGUUGUGACUAGGGUGACGGAUAAUACUUUGGCGGAAUCGAUUAUUAUCGAGGACGUCACUUUAGUUAAAGAAGGCGGUUCUUGGGGCUUCAGCAUUAUUGGUGGUACUGAUCAUCCGUGUAUACCAUUUGGCCAACAAGAACAUGGCAUAUUUAUCUCUCACAUUGUUCGAAAUGGAAUCGCAGAAUGUUCAGGAAAGUUACGCAUGGGUGAUCGCAUAUUAAAAGUUAAUUGCGAAGAUGUUACUAAAAUGACACAUCAAGAAGCUGUUCUUACUCUUUUAAAACCUACUGAAGAAAUUACUUUAACAGUCCAACAUGAUCCACUUCCAGAAAAUUUCCAGGAGCUGACCAUAGUUCGAGAAGCUAACGAAAAACUUGGAAUGCACAUAAAAGGUGGUCUUAGAGGACAUCGAGGAAAUCCUUUGGAUAAAAGUGAUGAAGGUGUAUUCAUAUCAAAAAUUAAUUCUGGUGGAGCUGCUAAAAGAGAUGGUCGAUUGAAGGUUGGCAUGCGUCUUUUAGAAGUAAAUGAUGUAUCAUUGUUGGGAGUUACCCAUCAAGAAGCUGUUAACUGUUUACGAACAGCUGGCCAACAGAUACACAUGAUUGUAUGCAAAGGAUAUGAUAAAUCAGAAAUCGAUAGGUUAGUCAAUGAAGGAAAACUCAGACGGGACAGUAGAUCCAUUUCUCAGAGCGUUUCUAGCCUGGAUAGAGACGAUGAAGAUUCCGAAGUCAUUAAGCAAGAAAUGGAAAUAAAAAAAGAAUUAGCUGAAUGGGAAAACCAAGAAAAACUAAUUAAAGAAGAGCUAGAAGAAAGCAUGGAAAUUAUUGAAGUUAAAGAAAAAACUACUCAAGAAAAAGUUUUGGAUGUAGUAAGAGCUGCAGAAAUGUUGACUCUCAAUUCAACUGAAUCAAAUACAGUCAAACCUAAAUCACCUGGCGGACCAAAAUCAGGCGACAGCUUAAAAACUACCACCGUUGUAAUGAGUAAACAUACUUUAGCCCCACAAGCCGAUCAAGUAGUUGUUCAGAAACGGCCUAAUACAUGUCCUUCAAAAACUAUAUUAUCUCCCAAAACAUUAUCUUCAUCCAAACCCUCUGUCCUACAUUCGCCUACAAAACACAUACAUUUCCAAGAGACUCCAUCUUUUCACUCUGAAGUCGCUCCUCUGCGUACACUCGUUGUCGAACGUCCUUCACCCACUCGUGUAGAAAUGGUUCCUUAUGUUACUGAAGUGAACACAAUACCUGUUCAACAUUUUUAUACUCCUGUCUUAACAGACAUUGAAAGUAGUUCAUCUCUGGAAACUAUGCAGUCGUUAGACCCCCCUCCUGUAGAUUAUUCUACUUAUCCAUACUUAGAAUCCUCUCCUCAUUGGUUGGACGUUUUUAAUGAUACCCCGUCGCUUUUGACUUAUUACAAUGCAGCUAACCUCAGCGAGCAAACCGCUGAUGCCAAAGCUUCUGUUAGUGAUAAAAAAAAGUUUUUCGAAAAAGCAAUGGAAGAACAUCAUAAUCCUAGUCCAAAACCUGAACGAGUAUUUAGUUUUUUAAGUCAAGACGAAGUUGAGAAAAUGAAACAGGAAGAAGAGCAAAAAAUGGGGACGUUAAUAAAACAAAAAAUGAAUCCACAUGAAAAAUUCAUUGAAGAAGAUGACGAUUUUGAUGAGGAUGACGGAGCAUUAGUUUUUGAAAAUACUAGUAUUGGAUCACAUAAAAAUUUGAAUGCUGACGUGUGUGUCCGCACAGCAAAAGCUGAAAAAAGAUUAAAGGAGCGACUCAAUCACGAUGGUAUUUUUUCUCAUGAAGAAAAUAAAGAAUUAUCUCCUGCCGAACAGCGUGCACUUAAUGCUGAAAAGAAAGCUGCGUGGCGGCAAGCCAGAUUAAAAUCUUUAGAACAAGAUACUUUGCAAGCUCAAAUAGUAAUAAGAGAAUUGAGUGAAAUAACUGAAAACAAGUCGACUAAUGGCGAUCCCGAUUGUGAAAACACUAUGCCAUUAAAUAAUGAAGUUCUUGAAAAUAAACCAUUAGAGUGCUUACGACCGACAAGUGAGGAUUUUCCUCGUCUACGCCUGCGCGAGUCCCCUGUCCAGACGAAGGUAUCCGAACGAGAGACAGUCGUCGGCGAGAGUGUAUCGUUGCGCACCGAGCAGUAUGUUGACCAUUCCGGUCAACUGAAAGUCAGAACCAUCGAAAUUGUUGAAAAAGUCAUUGAAAAAGAGGUGGAGACUACAAAAGAAAAAAUAGUGUCAUUGGAGUUAAGUACACCUGAAGCUGAAUUUUCUCCAGAGAUUCUUGGUGAAGAUCCCGAAGAAGAAACGACUGAGAAGAAAACGCCAACCAACACUUCUAGCAAGAAGAGGCGCAGAAAGCGUACAAAGUCAACUGACAAACAGUCGUCAUAGUAAAAGCCAAAAUCACAUUUUCUAUUUAUAUAUAUGUAUUUGUAAUAUAUAAAUAAUUUCUCAUUCCUACACUAUACUAUAGUAUUACUAAGCGUAACAAAUUGUGAUUACUAUUUUUAUUUUUUCAUUCUGUUGUCACUUUUCAACCAUCAGCAUUUCUUUACAUGGACCAACUUUUGUUUUAUAUUGCUGUUUUAAUUAAUUAGUGACAAAGCUUUACUUUUGUUUACUAUUUUAAACAAUGCCACAAAUUACUCAUUUUUAAAUGUUUACCUUUAAGAGUGUUUUACUUUUAUUUUUGAUAUAAUUUUUGUAAAUAAAUCAGCAAGACAGUAUUCAUAACUUUGGAAAAUGUAUGAAAAAAAAUAACAAAUUUAUUUAUUCUAUCAAAACAAUAUUUUUAUUGAUAAACCCACUUAAUUA
Molecule: messenger RNA, 6414 nt
Organism: Adelges cooleyi (spruce gall adelgid)
Lineage: Eukaryota; Metazoa; Arthropoda; Insecta; Hemiptera; Adelgidae
Gene: scrib
Product: protein scribble homolog
Exons: 34
Coding region: 517-5991 (1824 amino acids)
Biological process (GO): neurotransmitter receptor transport, endosome to postsynaptic membrane; neurotransmitter receptor transport postsynaptic membrane to endosome
Cellular component (GO): adherens junction; postsynaptic density; postsynaptic membrane
Molecular function (GO): protein binding
Source: RefSeq, a predicted model, not a curated record